Molecule: messenger RNA, 2238 nt
Organism: Lachancea lanzarotensis
Lineage: Eukaryota; Fungi; Ascomycota; Saccharomycetes; Saccharomycetales; Saccharomycetaceae
Gene: AFG3
Product: LALA0S01e08724g1_1
Exons: 1
Coding region: 1-2238 (745 amino acids)
Biological process (GO): mitochondrial protein processing; protein-containing complex assembly
Cellular component (GO): membrane; m-AAA complex
Molecular function (GO): metalloendopeptidase activity; ATP hydrolysis activity; zinc ion binding
Source: RefSeq, a predicted model, not a curated record
AUGCUUCGCAACAUACUCUUCUCUGCCUCGGGCAGGGGAGGCCGAUCUGUUGUAACUGUGAAAAAACUACCUCAAAUACCGUUCUACAACAGCUACAGGACAGCAACUAAAGUUGGAUCCUUCUCUGGUGUCAGAUACCAGCAUUCAAAGCCGCCAAAUAAGGAUUCGCAAGGUGAAAAUCGCAACAAAAAUGAUAAAGAUGGCAAGAAAGAUCGCGACACAGAUGACUUCAAAACUUUGAGCGAAUACUUUAAAUCACCGCAAUUUAUGAAAACCGUCUAUCUAACAGCAGGACUCACUUUUUUGGUUCAUCUGCUAACGUCUCCCACCUCGGAUCUGGAAGAUGGCCCGGCGCUGACGCUUCAGGAAUUUAAAAGCAAAUAUCUUGAAAAGGGUCUGGUGAAAAAAAUGUAUGUCGUUAACAAGCAAAUGGUGGAAGCAGAACUUGUACCACAGGCCAUGGACUCCCUGGGUAGUGGGAAUGGUUUCUUCUCUAGGCCAAAUACUUCACCCGUAGUAGCGUUCACCAUAGGGUCCGUGGAUGUUUUUGAACAACAGAUCGAUGAAAUUCAAGAUAAGUUGCAAAUACCGCCCAACGAACGAAUCCCCGUCACCUACGUCGAAAAAGCAUCCAUUCUGCAGUACUUGUUCCCCUUUGUACCUACCAUCAUUUUACUGGGAGGUUUAUACUUCAUCACGAGACGAGCUUCGGGCUCUAUGGGUGGAGCUGGUGGAGGUGGUCCCAUGGGAGGUAUGUUUGGCGUUGGGAAGUCCAAGGCCAAACUUUUCAACAAAGAAACAGAUAUCAAGGUGAAAUUCAAAGACGUUGCUGGAUGUAUUGAAGCCAAAUCCGAAAUUAUGGAGUUUGUGCAUUUCUUACAAAAACCAGAUAAGUAUCGUGCGUUGGGAGCCAAAAUCCCCCGCGGUGCUAUUCUCUCUGGCCCACCAGGUACCGGAAAGACUUUACUUGCUAAGGCUACGGCUGGUGAAGCUGGUGUUCCAUUUUUGUCAGUAUCUGGGUCUGAAUUUGUCGAAAUGUUUGUCGGUGUAGGUGCCUCCCGUGUACGCGAUCUAUUUGAAAACGCCAGAAAAAUGGCACCUUCCAUCAUUUUUGUCGAUGAGAUUGAUGCCAUCGGGAAAGAAAGAGGGAAAGGUGGUGCCAUGGGUGGAUCAAAUGACGAGCGUGAGGCCACACUUAAUCAGUUGUUGGUAGAGAUGGAUGGUUUCAGUACGAGUGAUCAAGUUGUUGUUUUGGCAGGCACUAAUAGACCAGACGUUCUGGACGGCGCAUUGUUGAGACCUGGAAGGUUCGAUCGUCACAUUCAGAUCGAUGCUCCUGACGUCGAAGGCCGCAAAGCUAUCUACCAAGUACACCUGAAAAAGCUAAAUUUGAGCCCUAAGUAUGGCGAACCAGCCGAAAAGGAACUGCUUGCAGGUAAACUUGCCGCACUAACACCAGGGUUUGCCGGCGCUGACAUUGCCAAUGCAUGCAAUGAAGCUGCUUUGAUCGCAGCUAGGCAUCAAAAACCAUUUGUCGAGCUUUCAAAUUUCGAACAAGCCAUUGAAAGAGUCAUUGCUGGUCUGGAAAAGAAGUCAAGAGUUCUUUCUCCGGAAGAGAAAAAGACUGUCGCUUACCAUGAAGCUGGCCAUGCAGUCUGUGGCUGGUACCUACAGCACGCAGAUCCGCUAUUGAAAGUGAGUAUAAUUCCUAGGGGCCAAGGUGCUUUAGGUUAUGCUCAGUACUUACCUCCUGACCAAUAUCUUGUUACUCAGGAGCAAUUUGAACAUCGCAUGGUGAUGGCUUUAGGGGGGAGAGUCUCUGAAGAACUGCAUUUCCCCUUCGUCACCAGCGGAGCGCACGACGACUUCAAGAAAGUCACAAAUAUGGCUCAGGCAAUGGUCACUAAACUUGGAAUGUCCCGCACUAUCGGGUAUGUCGCUUAUGAUCAAGAUGCCGGUGGUGUUCAAGUCAACAAACCAUUCAGCGAGAAGACCGCGCGCAAGAUUGAUCAAGAGGUAAAGAAAAUUGUUGACUAUGCCCAUCAGGCUUGCAAACAGCUCCUGGUCGAACAUAGCCAAAACGUGGAACAAGUCGCUCAAGAACUGUUAAAGAAAGAGGUGAUAACCAGGGAGGACAUGAUAAGGUUAUUAGGACCUCGACCAUUUCCAGAGCGGAAUGAGGCAUUUGAAAAAUACCUGGAUCCAAAGAAUAGCAACGGAAAUGUGGUAAAUGCAUAA